UGCGCAUGCGCGUAGUGUCCCACCCCGCUGAGGUGGCGGUGGCGGGAAGAUGGAGGCGGUGGCUGGGGGUGUGUUGGGGCUGCCCGGUGCUCUCGCUCUGCUCCUCAUCCUCAUCCCGCUCGCGGCCGUGCUGCGCCGCGCCGGCCCGCGGGGGCUGCCCGCCGCGUCCCCCCUCGAUUCCAAAGCGAACGGCGCGGCCGCCGCCCGGGCUGGGGAGCACCGGAAGGCGAAGCCGGCGGCGCGGGCCCGGCGGGACAAAGCACAGCAGCACAGUUUCACCCACCGGCUGCUGGUCGCCGCCCUCAAGGGCCACAGUGGCAAUGUUUCCUGCCUGGACUUCAGCAGCAACGGGAAGUACCUGGCGUCGUGCGCCGAUGACCGCACGGUCCGGCUGUGGAGCACCCGCGACUUUGCGGCGCGUGAGCACCACUGCCUGCGUGCCAACAUGGGGCUGGACCACGCCGAGCUCGUCCGCUUCAGCCCCGACUCACGGGCAUUUGUCGUCUGGCUGGCGAGCAACGAGACAAUUCGUGUCUAUAAAAUGACCAAGAAGGAUGACGGCAACUUCACCUUCACUGCAGCUGCUGGGGACUUCCCAAAGAAGCACAAAGCUCCCAUCAUCAACAUAGGAGUUGCAGAGACAGGAAAGUUCAUCAUGACAGCUUCCAAUGACACUACCAUCAUGAUCUGGAGCCCAAAGGGUGAAGUCCUGGCCAGCAUUAACACUAACCAGAUGAGCAAUGCUUACGCUGCAGUGUCACCCUGUGGGAGGUUUGUGGCCUCCUGCGGCUUUACCCCUGACGUGAAGGUGUGGGAGGUGUGUUUUAGUAAGAACGGAGACUUCCGGGAGGUUGCCAGGGCUUUUGAGCUCAAAGGCCAUGCUGCUGGCAUACAUUCCUUCUCCUUCUCCAAUGACUCAAGGAGGAUGGCAACUCUUUCCAAGGAUGGGACGUGGAAGUUCUGGGACACAGAUGUGGAAUAUAAGAAGCAACAGGAUCCCUACCUGCUGCUGACAGGGAAGUGUGAAGUGGCAGAGCCCUGCCGCAUUGCCCUGUCCCCCAAUGCUCAUGUUGUCGCCAUCUCCAGUGGCGCAGACAUCGUGGUGUAUAACACACGGAGAGGUGAGGAGGAGGAGCGCUUCACCGGUGUGCACGGGCAGUGCAUCACAGACUUGGCUUUUGACACCAGCAGCCGCUACCUGGUGUCGUGCGGGGACCGGGCCAUCCGUGUCUUCCACAACACAGCUGGGCACAGAGCAGUGGUGGAAGAGAUGGAGGCAAUCCUGAAAAAAACUGGGAACAAAGCCACGCGGGAGCGCCUGGAGCAGCAGAUCUCCAGUGCCCGACAGGCCCUGGCUGCCAUCUAUGGCAGGAAGCACUGAAAGCGUGCCCAUGGGCAUCUGGCACUGCGUGCUGCCUGCGGGGACUGGGGUUUUUGAUAACGCUGAACAGGCUGUAAUAAAGGAGUUUGGUCAGA
This is a messenger RNA of Pezoporus flaviventris, 1476 nucleotides long. It is a transcript of the gene TBL2, whose product is annotated as transducin beta like 2. Bases 50 to 1381 code for a protein of 443 amino acids. The transcript has 7 exons. The record is from RefSeq and is a predicted model, not a curated record. Gene Ontology annotation, biological process: endoplasmic reticulum unfolded protein response. Gene Ontology annotation, molecular function: protein binding. NCBI's taxonomy places the organism in Eukaryota, Metazoa, Chordata, Aves, Psittaciformes, Psittacidae. Gene Ontology annotation, cellular component: endoplasmic reticulum.